AUGCCAAACGGCCUCGACCGCCUGGAUAGGCUGUUCUCUAAGCGCAAGAACUCUCCCACGGGCAAAAACCUUUCAACAGACCGCGCAGAGCCUGUCGCCGACGUCCAGCAUACGCAGCCUGGCAAUGUGAGCUUCCCUCAGCCGUCAUUUCUGCGACCCAAGGGAAAAGGCGAGCGUAUGAUUGCUCGAGAUGAGUCGACGCCAGCCGAACGUCACGACAGCCGCGCCAGUAGCUUGCCCGAAGCGCGCUCCGAGCGCAUGUCUAUGCAUUCCUCCACUUUCAGUACCGCCAGCACAGGAGACCUGAACAACGCUCCUCCUCACCACACGUCCCUGAUACUCCGCAGAAAGAAUCUGCAUGCCUCUAAACUUAAGGAGUUCAAAUUUCCUCUCCCACCCAAGGAUAUCAGAACCAUCUCAACAGACCUGCCUACUUCACCUUCCUGCUCACCCACCACUGCCGCCGCCAUGGGACGGGGUCACCUGGAGCAUCGCCACAGCUCUUUCCUCUUGGCCUCGCGGGCUGAUACGCCGCCCGCGUCCGACCAUGAGGAUGACUGGAAGUAUCACCACCGGCAGCAAACUCAGAGCGGUUCCACGCCCAGCCUUCGGCCGCCUAAUCCUCCAACACCAGCAGCAUCGCCAGAGAUUAGAGCGUUGUCAGAACCCCCUAGCCAAGAGCCUGAUGUCGGUGUGGCUGACAAGAGAAGAAUGUUCGCACCCCUCCGUCGCCGCAAAGAAAGAAAAGCCGCAGAACUGCGAAGGGCCCAGUCACACAUUGUUUUGGCGUCUACGCAAUCCCUCAAGCAGGCAAAGAGUGUACUCAAGGGCGGAGAUGUCAAGGAUUUCUUCGAACUAAGCGACGAUGAUAUCGCCGAAGAGGAUCUAAGCGCUGACGAGCCUACGACCCCUGAGAUGGCACCGUAUUUGCGCAGGCCGUCGACAAAAACAAUAACAUCCGUUCGUGCAACGACACCCAUGUCGAAGCGAUCCUCAACAACCAGUGUCAUAAACACUCUUGCAGACGCCGCCGCUCAUGGCGCUGUGCAGAUCGCGAAGAUUGCAGCCAAGCACAAGUUUGACCUCGUGUACAUUGUCAAUCUCUGGCCUGAGAAGGUCCAUUAUGCAUCCGCAGCUGCAUCGAUGCCCACCUCGGCCUGCGAGUCAGCUUCCUCAUCCAGGCCCAACAGCGCCAGGAGCUCGUUGCUUGGCUCCAUGGAAGGUACUGUGGUGGAAACCGCAUCUGGAAUGACGGGGCGACUACUUGCGGCCUAUGGACUAUCCAAAGUGGCCAGCCCCUUUCGCAUUUCCGCUGCAGUCCACGCUAAAAUUCUGCGUCACGAAAGCUGGAUCGAAUACCGCAGCGCCGAUGCAAAAGAAGGCGAAUUCUCGCGCGGAUACGGCCAUGCAUUCCACGCAGGCUUUUCGCGAAAAUCUACAACUACUUGCGCCUCGAUGGAACCACGGUCAGAGGUCGAUCGUGGCAUCGUUUUCGCCGCCUAUAGGCAACCUGGUCCUGACGGCAAGACACGUGGCUGCACACCUGCGGAGCUCGAGGCCCUACAUGCAGAUGCUGAGCAUCUAAUUGAUAUGCUCAUUGCCAUUCACAAGGCAAAAAGGCUUCGAAAUCCAGUUGCGUUGAGCGCUCAAGCGGACGACGUAGGACCGAUGCCACCACAGCGAGAUGUGUUCCUCUGA
Molecule: messenger RNA, 1698 nt
Organism: Verticillium dahliae VdLs.17
Lineage: Eukaryota; Fungi; Ascomycota; Sordariomycetes; Glomerellales; Plectosphaerellaceae
Exons: 1
Coding region: 1-1698 (565 amino acids)
Source: RefSeq, a predicted model, not a curated record